Molecule: messenger RNA, 2497 nt
Organism: Oncorhynchus mykiss (rainbow trout)
Lineage: Eukaryota; Metazoa; Chordata; Actinopteri; Salmoniformes; Salmonidae
Gene: dhcr24
Product: 24-dehydrocholesterol reductase
Biological process (GO): steroid metabolic process
Cellular component (GO): cytoplasm; membrane
Molecular function (GO): FAD binding; Delta24(24-1) sterol reductase activity
Source: RefSeq, a predicted model, not a curated record
AGCCGACCACCCAGCCAGACUCGCAUAUCAGAGAGAACGACAGGAGUGGCUGGAUUCUAACUUCAAAAUUUACACACCUAUCUAUGUGUUUAAAUGUGUGUGAAUUUAUGUGUGUGCACGUGUUGGCAUAAACAAUCUGUGUUGGUUUUUAAAAGCAGAAGCUUUUUAAUCUUGCAUCGCUCGUUCCCAACUAAAGGUCAUAGAAGAUCGAUUGUUCCUAGAAGGGAUUUUCUCUCUGGAAAAGUCCCAUUGGACCAUCAUCAGGCCAAGUAGACCAACAGAGCGGUAAAAAUGGAUCCGUUGCUGUAUCUUGGUGGACUGGUAGUACUAUUUCUGUUGUGGAUCAAGGUGAAAGGCUUAGACUACGUGAUCGUUCAUCAGAGAUGGAUAUUCGUCUGUCUGUUUCUGCUGCCGCUCUCAGCCAUAUUUGAUGUGUAUUAUUACCUGCGCGCGUGGCUCAUCUUCAAGAUGUGUUCCGCGCCUAAACAGCACGACGAGCGUGUACGGAACAUCCAGAGACAAGUGCGCGAAUGGAGGAAGGAGGGGGGGAAAACCCACAUGUGUACAGGUCGUCCAGGCUGGCUGACUGUCUCUCUCAGAGUGGGGAAAUACAAGAAGACCAAUAAGAACAUCAUGAUCAACAUGAUGGACAUACUGGAGGUGGACACACAGAGACAGGUGGUUCGUGUGGAGCCCCUGGUCAACAUGGGCCAGAUAACUGCUCUCCUCAACUCCCUGGGCUGGACUCUGCCUGUGCUGCCAGAACUGGACGACCUCACUGUCGGAGGUCUUGUGAUGGGUACAGGUAUUGAGUCGUCCUCUCAUAUCUAUGGACUCUUCCAGCACAUCUGUGUUGCCUUUGAGCUGGUGCUGGCUGAUGGCAGCCUGGUCCGCUGUACUGAGGAGGAGAAUUCUGACCUGUUCCACGCGGUCCCUUGGUCCUGUGGAACUCUGGGGUUCCUGGUUGCCGCAGAAAUAAAGAUUGUCCCUGCGAGGUUGUGGGUUCGUUUGCAGUAUGAGCCAAUCAGAGGGCUGGAGAACAUCUGCCGUCGGUUCAGUGAGGCGUCUGAGGACAAGAACAACACAUUUGUAGAAGGACUGCAGUACUCACUGGAUGAAGCUGUUAUCAUGACUGGCACUAUGACUGACACCGCUGAACCCGACAAGAUCAACCGGAUCGGCCUGCACUAUAAGCCUUGGUUCUUCAAGCACGUUGAGAGAUACUUGACAGAGAACAAGAAAGCAGUAGAGUACAUCCCUCUUCGCCACUACUACCACAGACACACACGAUCCAUCUUCUGGGAGCUCCAGGACAUCAUCCCGUUUGGUAACCACCCAGUGUUCCGGUGGUUGUUUGGCUGGAUGGUUCCUCCUAAGAUCUCUCUGUUGAAGCUGACCCAGGGAGAGACCAUCAGACAGCUGUAUGAGCAGCACCAUGUUGUCCAGGACAUGCUGGUCCCCAUGAAACACAUCCAGACAGCUAUCGCACGCUUCCACCAGGACAUCCACGUGUACCCUCUGUGGUUGUGUCCGUUCAUGCUCCCCCCGGGCCGGGGGAUGGUUCAUCCUAAAGGUGAAGAGGCAGAGCUGUAUGUGGACAUCGGAGCGUAUGGAGAACCCGGAGUUAAACACUUCCAGGCUAAAGCCUCGUGUAGACAGCUGGAGCAGUUUGUCAGAGAGGUUCACGGGUUCCAGAUGCUGUAUGCUGAUGUGUACAUGGAGCGCAGUGAGUUCUGGGAGAUGUUUGACGGGACGUUGUAUCACCGUCUGAGGAAGGAGCUUGGCUGUCAGGACGCUUUCCCCGAGGUCUACGACAAGAUCUGCAAAGCUGCACGACACUGACCUCUAACCUCUGAUCCUUUCAACUCUGCCAUCCCACCAGCAACAAUAUGAAGAUGAGAGCCUUUAAGGAGUGUUUGCACCAUGUUCUCAUCCUGUUUGUAUGGUUAAUUCCACUGAAUGUGAAUGUGCUGAUGAAGCAAACACAGCCCUAACACUUGCCUGUUUUGAUGUCUAACCUCUGACCCCUAACCCCAACACCAGCCUCUAGCUCAUAACCCUAGGAGAGACCUGUGCUGUCAUUUGUUUGUUUUAACAUUCCUUAAUUUGACUAUCAUGGGGUAUAUUUCCUUAGUUCAAAUGACUGGACAUCUUACAGACUGUGGCUUUAAUGAUGUAAUGCCCUCUGCCUGUUAUACAACACAUAUCCAGUCUGCUCUUCCGUCAUGUGUUUAGAAUCUAUCCUGACAUAUGGAGCAUGUUUCUUUGUGUCCACUGUGAUCACAUCACUCCGCCUUAAACUCAUCUGAUGAUUAUUGGUUCGCACGUCAUCUGUAGUGUUUAAUCAAUCACAUUUUCCUCUGGCUUGUGGAAGAACAGUCACCUGUUCUCAGUCCGUGUGUGUGUGCGUGUUCAGAGAGAAAGGACGUCACUGCUUUUGUCCACAUAAAUGUUUUUGUUGAUGUAUGAUAAUAAAGUUUGAUUUGUCAACAGUAAA